This is a messenger RNA of Ectocarpus siliculosus, 3399 nucleotides long. NCBI's taxonomy places the organism in Eukaryota, Phaeophyceae, Ectocarpales, Ectocarpaceae. The record is from the annotation of a GenBank genome assembly.
AUGCCGCGCACGCAGCAGCUUAUUCUGGCGACAGGCGCCCUGUGGGCCACUGCGAACGCGGCUGGGAUUCGCACGCAUGGUGACGUCCCACUCACUACCUCUGCUACCCGCAGGCUGCAAACCUCGUUGCCUGACGGCGUUGUGACGUCCGAUCUGGGAUGCUGCAGGGAUGGCAGGAGCGACCGUGUACUCGAACAGGAGCUUAUGGAUCAGACCGACCUGACGCCGGAUACGUGCGCCCUACACUGUUACAGUGAAGGCUACCAGUUCUACGGUCUCCAGUACGGACAGGAAUGCUGGUGCGGAGUGGCGGGCACGGACUACGACAGGCUGGGCUCGCUCGAUAUGUCCGAGUGCGCCUAUCCUUGCACCGGCGACGCGAGCUCCACGUGCGGGGGAUACCUCGCCUUCCAAGCCUUUGAGCUUGGGUCCCAGAAUCAGCCUACCACGGCCCCGCCCACGGGGUACCUUGGCUGCUACGCGGAUGACAGGUCCAGGAUCUUUUCGGCCCUACACGUUACUCUCACCGACAACAAUGCGGAGAGCUGCAAGGCUUCCUGCGUCGGUUAUGCUUACUAUGGGCUACAGUAUGGCGAACAGUGCUUCUGUGGCACUGCGGACGAGGAUUACACCGUUUACGGCGAGUCCGAUAACUGCGUUCUCUCCUGCACCGGAGACGCUUCGUCCACCUGCGGUGGCUCUUGGGCCAUGGAUGUGUACGCCAUGGACGAUGAUUUGACGGACCCGCCUGCGACGGCCCCACCUACCACGGACCCGCCUGCCACGGCGGUAUCCUCGGGGUAUCUUGGCUGCUACGCGGAUACCCGGACCUCCAGGAUAUUCUCAGCCCCAAUCAUUGCUGAUGCCGAUAACAACAGUGCGGAGACCUGCAAGGCCACCUGCGUCGGAUACGCUUACUACGGGCUCCAGUACGCGCUACAGUGCUUCUGCGGCACUGCGGACGAGGAUUAUACCCUUCACGGCGAGUCCAACAACUGCCUUUACCCCUGCACUGGAGACGCUUCGUCCACGUGCGGUGGUGCUUGGGCCAUGGACGUGUACGUCAUGGGCGAUGAUGUGACGGCCCCUCCUGCGACGGCCCCGCCUACCACGGCCCCUCCUGUUGCUGUCGACGGAGACGUGCUCGUCGACUUGGUGCCCUGCCUGUUCUCUUCCGUGGCGGUCGAGAAAUCAAAUGAGAACAACCCGGCAUUGUACAUCAUGUCGCUGUUCUUCAAGGGAUACUGGUCUCCCAGGACGGAGGAGUAUGUCGUGUCUGAAACCGACGACCUCACGGCCCUUCUGGUGGACUCCAGCGACACCACGCCCCACGGAAAGUGCAACGCUGUGUACGUGGGCUACGCGCCGUCCACGGACCAGGUUGCCGCUCUCACGGCCUACUCGGCACAGUUUAAGGUCCGUCUGGUCUACUUCCCUUCCGCUCUCACCCACACCACCGCAGAGUUUACGACGAAACUCGGGAUCCAGACAUACUUCGCCGGCGACAUCGUGACUCCUGCGUUCGUGCAGCUCAGCGACCUGGGAAGCACCAAGGUGUCCAUUACGCAGCCUGGCUUCAAGACCGACCCGAACCUCUUCACCCCCGCCCUGUUCAGCUACCCGGUGAUCAUGAACGAGGUUCCUGAGACGGGGAUCGAGGUCCUCGCGCAAUAUGCCGAUAGUGCCGGCGAGCCUUACCUCUCCGGUGCCGCGGGUGACCAGGAAAACGCUGCGAUACUAAGCUACACCGGUGCUGACGGCCACGAGGAGCUGCACGUCUUCAACACUAUCGGCUGGUUUGACGCCGGCGCGUGGCCGUGGGCGCACUUCUACAACGAGUGGGCCACCAAGGGCAUCUUCAUGGGCGAGCGCCGCUUUUAUCUGGCAGCGGUUGUCGACGACCUCUUCCUCUCCACCCCGGAGUUCGAGUACGACGGAGACAUGAACGAAGCAGCGGUCGCCCAGCGAUGCACGGGGGAGGACCUGACCAACCUGCUCAGCGUGCAGCAAGCCCUCAACACCCAGUACUCGGGGUCGGACAUAAUCACCGAGUUUGCCUUCAACGGUGGCGGAAUCGCGGAGCAUGUGUCACAAGCGGUCGACGGCAUCACGUACGUCCCCGACUACGAGGAGACCAUGGUGACCAUCAAGGGCACCAAGUGGUACGAAGACGGUCAGAUCAACGUGCACGACACCAACUGGCUCGCCACCAACGUGCCUCUCAUGCAGCAAGACAUGGCCGACGGCACCUGGGAGGCCAACGACGAGCUUCUCGUGGCGGUGAUCAGCUACCUCGACACGCCUUCUACAAUCUACCACGGCCACCAUACCCUCAUCCACCUGUCCCGCGACCAGCUGCGCGAGACGGACUGUGUCGCCGACGACACCGCGGCGCAGAACCUCAUGGUGUGCUACCCUGGCGACAACACCUUCGACGGGACCGUGUCGGGCGCUACAAUUCUGGUCAACGAAGACAACCAGUUUCACUCGAUCUACUCGACGGUGGCCAACAACGGCUACGAUGGCAUCCAGAUCGUGCCCAGAUUCGCGACCUACGUGUACUUUAACUGCGUCACCGGCUCCUGCCUCGUGAACGAGAACGAGUACAUCAGGCGCUUCGUAUGCGAGUGCACCCCGCUCGACCCAAGCAUCGCCGAUUACAGUUGCGCGAGCACCGCGGACGAAUGCAUCGGCACCGAUGGCGCCACCGACAUCCAGUCCUUCGGUGACAUCGAGGCCCUCUUCGACGCCGAGGCCUCCACCACCACGCGCUACAUGCUGACCGGCCGCAGGGACAAGUACAUGUUCCACCAAGCCAACAUCAUCCCGGCAGGGGACGUCGGCGACGGAACGCAGUCCCUGCUCGACUACUGGUACGAGCGCGUCUUGGAGGUGUACUCCAGCUACAUCACCUUCCCGGUCAAGAACAUCAAAUUCGACGACCUGUGCACCGAAUUCAAGCUGCAUGAGGCUCUGGACGACUCGAGCCCGUACGUCACCAUGGCUCUCGACGCGACCGGGGCUGUCACUGGCUUCAACUACGUCUCGGGCAGCGGGGCCGGCCUCGUGCCGCUUACCGUCCCGACCGCUUCCGCCGCCUCGAUCCCGACGACCGGCCUCUCGAUCCAAGACUCGGAGACGUAUGGCACCGACACCACCUACUACCUCAAGGACGACGACGCCUCCACUAUCCCCAGGGUGGGCACAAAGCCUGACGCAAGCGCUACGCAGAGCCCGGCGGAGAUCGUGGCGAACGCGGAAGAGUUGGCGGAGAACCAGGAGGCGAAUGCCCUCGUGCCCGCGGAGCACAGCGAUCUCUUGGCCGACCAGGGCCUGGUCGACGCGGACGUCGCCGCAGACGUGGCGAUCACCGCAGCGGAGGAAGAAGGCCUCCUCUAA